UGUGCAUCAGAGCAGGCAAACUGAAAAAAGGAAACUGUUUUGUUCAAACGUGUCAUGAAGUAUCUGUGUCCUCCUGCUUGUGCGAUUUUGCAUGCAAAUCCUUUAAGAAUUCAGACAAACUGUGAAAACUUCCUUUUUUAAGAACAUUUUUAUUUCACUAAGAAGAGUGUUCUGCAUGCAGAUCAAGUAGCCCGUCUGAGAAUGUCUCUAACAUCAAGAUCACAAGCCCUUUGGACCUAGGAAGUAACCUAAUACAGAAGAAAGAAAGACACUCCGUGAAGCAUGACAAUGAACACUCUUUUUGUAAAGUGGGUGAUAUUUGUGACCCUGAUAAAUUCAGAUUUUCAUUAUUGCCAACAAAUUGAAUUCAAUUUGUUGAGCAGUGCUCAAACUGCUACAGAGGGAUCCUGCAUUGAAAUCAAAUGUAAAGCAGAGGGUCAUUCUCCCAUAAAUAAAGAUGCUUUCUGGUUCUGGAUGAAGGAUGCAAAUUGGACAAAGGCCAUGGAUUUUGUUGGAACCAACGUUUUCAGCUCGAAUGAAAUGGAACGUCCCGUCAGUUCAGAGUUUAAAAACAGAGUCAAGUAUCUCAGCUCACCGACAAGUGGGAAGCGGUAUUCAUCAGAAGUGUGCAACAUAUUGAUCUGCGAUCUGAAGAAAACAGACAGCGGACAAUAUAUGUUCAGAUAUGUUUGGAAAACCUACAAAUGGGGAACAAAAAAUUUUAAUCUAACUGUCCAGGAAAACCCAUGCCUUAUCACUUUUAGCCAACCACCAGCUGUGAUGACAAAUAAUACGGUGACACUCACAUGCUCUACAUCCAUUUCAUGUGAUUCUGACCCUCAAAUUAACACUCUGGAGCAGCAGCCUUCACCAAAAGGGUUACGUUCUCACAACAUUGUGAAUAAAAAUGAAACAACCAAAAGCACAGACUAUAGCUUUACUGCAAGCUGGGAGGACGAUGGGAGAGUGUUUUCAUGCCAAACAUCAGGAAACAAGGACAAAUAUUUGAACCGGAGUGUAACCCUGACUGUAGAAUAUUCUCCUAACGAAGUACUUGCUAAUACGAGCGACAAACCCGUAAAGGAAGGAGACACUGUGACUCUCACAUGCUCUGCUAAUGGAAGACCCAAUGUCACUUUCUCUUGGUUUAAAAAUGAAUCUGUUUGCCUUAAAAAAGGCAAACAGAUUCAAGAAGAUCAACUUCAUUUUACAUCAAUUAAAGAAUCAGAUAGCGGAUCUUACUUCUGCCAAGCUCAGAACAACCAUGGGACUAAACAGUCUAACAAAUUACAAAUUAAUGUGCUCUAUCCACCUUCAGUUCAAAUCCAAAAAAAAUUACUGAUCACAAGAUACCACACCGACAUAACAGAAGGGGACAAGAUUAAACUUGUUUGUUAUGUGAAUAGAAGCAAUCCACAACCAAGUAACAUUACUUGGCGUAAAGAUGGAAACAAUUUUUGGAGUCAGAAGGAAUAUGUUUUCUCCAGCAUCAAACCAGAAGACAGCGGCACUUACGAAUGUAUAGCCAGAAACAGUGUUGAUUCAGGAAGAUCAAAACCUUUUCAGCUUAACGUUCAAUACAAGCCACAAAGCAAGGUUUCUACCAGUGCCACAAAUAAAGUGAAAGUGAACAGCUUCCUUAGAUUUACUUGUGACACCAAGGCAAACCCAGAGCCCUGGUUCUCCUGGUACCGUUAUAAACAGUCCAACCCCACCAACUGGACACCACUGAAUCUUGAAAAGGAUCUAACUUUAGAGAGAGUGCAAAGAACAGACGAAGGCUGUUACAUAUGCAAUGCAAGCAACACAGUUGGUAGAGGGAAAUUCAGUCAGCCCAAGUGCAUUCAAGUACUUUUUCCUCCCACCAACAUCUCUCUGUCUGUGGUUUCUAAAGUUAAAGAAGGCCAGUCUGUAACAAUCACCUGUAAUGCUGAAAGCUUCCCUUUGUCAAGAUUUGAGUUGCGAAAAUCUUUAACACCUGACCUUUCAUCCUCAGAACGUUUUUUUUCUCCACCUUUUAAUGAACAAAACUCUUUCACCCACACAUUUAAUGUAACUUCAACCCACGCAGGGUUGUACACCUGCAUUGCAUCAAACAGCGAAGGACGCAACAGCAGCAACCAGAGGAAACUGGAGGUUGAAUAUGCUCCCAAAGAUGUGAGAGUAGAACCUAAACCUGGAGAAAAUGUAAAAGAAAAUGAGUCAUUCUCAUUAACCUGCACUGCCCAUUCCAAUCCACUGAUAACUCAGUUCAAGUGGAUAAAAAGGAAUAACAGUAAUAAGGACAUUACUGUGAGCACCGAGAAGACCUUCACUGUACAUUCUUCUAAGCCCUCUGACAGUGGGCUUUACAUUUGUGAAGUCCAAAAUGUCAUUGGAAGUGGGAAAUCACAAGUGAAGAUUAAUAUAAAGUAUCCACCAAAAUGGACGACAAUCAUUAAAGGAGAAGAGCAACGGCACCAAGGGGGACGACGUUCUGUGACACUUAGCUGCAGCAGUUACUCCUAUCCUCCUGCUAAUUAUAUCUGGUACAAUAAGACAGAUAACACAGAGGUUUCUCGCAAGCAGAACUUAACGGUGUACUCCCAUCAAGCAGGGGAGUACUACUGCACUGCCAGAAAUGAGAUGGGUCAGAUCAAGUCAGACUCAGUCAGCCUGUUUGAUGACACAAUUAUGAAGAUUAUGAAAGUUGCUGGCUGGCUUUGCUUGAUCUUGCUCAUCAUCGGCUUUAUUUGGUUGUACAGGCACAGAAAGAAUAAAGCAAAUCGACAAAGGACAACAAAUAGAUGGUCCUGCUGUAAUUUUUUGCUGAUAAUUGAGGGUUUCUGUAGCUUGUGCAAAAGGCCUGAAAGGAGAAAUGCAAGAAACGAGAAUAUCUUAACAGAUACCUCUAGAAGCCGAGAUGACUUAUUGCCACAGCAACACUGCCGUCCAAAGGCUCAGCAUCAGCAGCCUUGUCCAGACGUCACGUCUACGUCCCAUCAUGUUAACGUUGUUUAUUCUACAGUCAAUGUGCCAUAUGAAAAACAAGCUCCAUCCGCACAAAGGCCUGGAGGAAGCCAGCAAAAAUGUAUGGCGGAUGACUCUCUCAACUACGCCUCUAUACACUUUCAAAAAACGAAGAAAGAAGAAGUAGAGUCUGUCUAUUCACAAGUGUCUACGCCAAACCCAUGCAAACAGCAAGCACAGGAAAAACUGGAGGACUAUGAGAACAUCAACGUGGUAUCACCAUUCAAAGUUCCAUAUAAUUUUGACGAUGACUCAGAGACCAGUGAUGAAGAGGAGGUCAACUAUACUCAGGUGGACAUUAUUCCAAAACCUUCCGGCCAGACAGACUCAACAGACUCCAGCACGUCUGACGAUGAGACUCAGUACUCUGACGUCAAACUGUGAUUUAAUACACUCUUUAAAAUCCCACUGGGAGCUGUAACUGUCAUAUUUUUAAAAAGAUAUGCAAAUAUCCAAUUCACAGUUUCAAUUUGUGUGCAAUAACAAAGUAUUAGAAGAGAUAAGGAAGUGAAUAGUGUUCCAAUUGUAAUUAACAUGUAUAGUGUCAGAAAAAAGCCCCUCUACUAAUUUCUUCUGUUUUUGCUUUUUUGUCACACAGAUUUAAAGUUACUGAAGAAAAAAAAACUAAGUAAAUAGAUAAAACAAUGAGUCAAAUUAUGACUUGACUUAUUAAAGAAAAAAAGCUAUUAAAAGCACGCUUACCCUAUGUGAAAACAGGAAACAACAUUUUUCAACCGUGAAUGAACUGUAAAUGCACAUAACAAGGUCUUAAGAUGUAACCUGCAGAUUGUAAAUAUUUUUAAAUAGAAUAUUACUGACCAUAUGAAUGUAACUAAAAGAUUAAAAAAGUAGCCUCUACCAGAAGCAACUCAAGAACUGUCUGCAAAGGGUUACAAAGUCAGAUGUUAGGAUUUGCAUCUCCAGCAAACCACAGUAAAAGCCAUUAUUCACAAACAGAUAAAAGAUUCAUAAACUUUCUCAGGAGUGACCCGUUAACCAAAGUUACUUAAAGGGCACUAAGAUUAACACAGCAUUUAAAAAAAUGAGCAUAAAACCAACAGGCAGAAUUGGCGGUGAUAGUGUACAAGUCUUGACCUGCUUUGAUGCUUCAGGAUAUGGAGAACAAAUCUGCAAGGUGGCAAAUACUUUUUUACAAUAUAUGAAUAGGUUGAGCUUUAACAAAGAUUUAAUUCUAUAUAUAAGAAGCUAAAAACUGAGACUGCUAUUUUUGUUUUUUUAAGCUAUGCUAUAUUUACAAUGAUGAGGCUUGUAUCUGAUGUAUGCAAAAUGAAACAAAUAUUGUAUUGUAUGUCUAUGUUUUUGCACUGUAAAAGAACAUUUUAUUUAGCCGCACAUGUAAAUUUAAUAAAAACACACAAAGUUAUGAAAAAUGUU
Molecule: messenger RNA, 4404 nt
Organism: Gambusia affinis (western mosquitofish)
Lineage: Eukaryota; Metazoa; Chordata; Actinopteri; Cyprinodontiformes; Poeciliidae
Exons: 17
Coding region: 283-3393 (1036 amino acids)
Source: RefSeq, a predicted model, not a curated record